Molecule: messenger RNA, 1818 nt
Organism: Peniophora sp. CBMAI 1063
Lineage: Eukaryota; Fungi; Basidiomycota; Agaricomycetes; Russulales; Peniophoraceae
Source: the annotation of a GenBank genome assembly
AUGUCGGAGCUUCCAACCAUUCAGGAUCGACUCGACGAUCUCGAACUCCAGCUUUGUGACGCCCAGAUCGCGGUAGAACUCGCCACGGCGAAUAACGAACCGCUCGCUGUGCAAGAGCUCGCGACUCUUCGAGCCGACCGUGUCGAGUUGCAGAUACAACAGGAGACGGCACGCGCAUCGAAUCAGUUGCAAAAGAGCGAUAUCACACACCAAGAGCUCGAACUCGCGCUGCUCACACAGCGGAUCGAGUGCGCUACCUUGGCUGUCAACGGCGCUAGCGAGGCCGAGACGCGUCUCGCCGAUCUACAACUCAAGCGCUCGGCGUUGCUCCUUUCACAGUGCAAGAAGCACGCUCUGCACCGUUCGGCAUCUACUGCGGCGACAACUAGCUCGAGUGACCCAAUGCGCUCACCUUCUCGGGAUUCAGCGCCAGCACCCGCUCCCGAUGCCUUGUCCAAAUUGUCAUCCGGCCUCUCACCUCCUGACCAUCUCCGUUUAUCUUCGUUGUUGCGUGCUUCGCUUCCUCGGGGCCCGUCGCCUCACGCUUCCUCGCCGUGCUCUGUUCUUUCGUCGCCCGAAGUUCUUUCCGACAAGCCCGUCGUACCUGACGGCAGACCUAGUCCUACUGUGGCUGUCGACAACGGUGAUCAAGAUGCACAUGACACUGGCGACGUCGAGCGUGAGCUCAUCGGGGAGGAUGCGCGCCAGGACGCGAGCGUAGCUCGCGAGGCGCCGAGCCCUCGCAAGGGCUCGGCUGCUAUCAUCGACAUCGACGACGCCGGGGUAGCCCGCGAUCUUACCCCGCCACACGGUCGGUCACACAGAAAGACUCCCGAUGCCCUCCCGCAUGCCGACUUCGGCGACGACGCCCCGUUCAUGUUCGUGGGCUCUCCGCGUGCGCCCAGGACCGUCCUGGAGGCUCGUGCCAACAAGUCGAGUUCGCCGCUGAAGGCGUUGAUCAAGGAGCGCAUGAGCAAGUCGGCUUCGCCGCAGAGGGCGUCAAUCAACGCGCGCGCGAACAACUCGGUUUCACCGCUGAAGGCGCCUCCCAAGUCGGACGCCAAAACUCACAAGGCCGUCGCGUCCGCGAGGAAGAGCGGCGGAUACAAGGAGCCGACCGGUCAUCCGCAACGCUGGAUGUUCCGCACCCUGAAUUUCGGUGCAGCGGCUCUGCGGACGUCUUCCGACUGGCCCGAUCGCGUCUGCCACGAAGUUGGUGCACUCUGGGCAGCAGUCUUAUCGUGGGAGAUUCGGAACGAGUUCAAGGAUGGGACUGCCAAGGCGCCUGCGCAAUCCUCGCUGAUGGGGAACAUCGUGUCCAAGUCGCGCUUCGGACCGAACUUCCACGACGUCAUCAAGAAGGAGCCCGAUUUCUCCGUCAAUGUUGCCCGCUGCAUCCAUUCCCUUCGCCGUUCGACGCUCGCAGAGGUGGUCAAGAUGCACGGCACGCAUGGUCUCGCGGCAGUUGCGCGCGCUCUCCUGGAGGCCUACAACGGCGACGAAUCUUUUGGCGUCUUCUUCAUUCCUCUUGCUCGUGAACUCACGACCGUUUUGGACAUCGCGUCUGCAGUACCUCCCGCUCGCACGGACGACAACGACAGCGACAGCGACAAUAACAACAUCGAAGACCAAGGCGUCAAUCUCACCGGUACAAUACUCGAAGCCCUCAACGCCCGUGACGGCUACGAUGCGACUCCCGCCACUCGUGCUCUUCAGGCGCUUGUAGCGCUUGAAGGCAACGAGAAGAAGCGCGACGCGUCGCAUCUCGACACCGAAGCGGGACCUUCCAAGCGUGCUCGUCGUUCGCCUGACGAAUGA